Molecule: messenger RNA, 462 nt
Organism: Protopolystoma xenopodis
Lineage: Eukaryota; Metazoa; Platyhelminthes; Monogenea; Polystomatidea; Polystomatidae
Source: the annotation of a GenBank genome assembly
AUGAAUGCAAGGGACUCAACGCACGAGUUUUAUGAUCACGUCACAGAAAAAAGAAUCAAAUUACAAGCACUUAAAGAUAACUCACAAAUUUUUGUCCAAUCAGAAGAGAAAGUUCAUCCUGCUCCGAGUGAGGAUAAUACGGCUUCGCACACUUCUCAUGGUCAUAUAGGAAUUGCUUUCAAACAGAAACCUCCAAAGUACACUAUAUCGAAGCCAUUCAGUUUUGAGCCACGUGAGACCGCUAUCUUGGAAGCUAGAUCUAAACGGGAAAAAUUAGCAUAUGAUCAUAUUCGUGAGCUUGCAAAUUCAUUUCGUGCGCAGCCGAUGCCCGUUGGGUCACCAGAUCCUCUCCCUCCUAGACGUUCAUAUACGCCUACUCGACCAAAACCAUUUCGUUUUAAGACGGAUGAUCGCAUAAUUAAUCACUCCAGACGCAAAGAGGUAAUUUUUUCCCUUAAAUGA